GCUUAAGAAGGAACCUCAGAAAGGUGCAGCCAUUUCAGUAGCAAGAGGUGAGUCACAACAGAAGAUCAUUGUGACCUCUCAAAAGCUAGGAAGUUCGAAAGGAGCCAUCCGAAAAGUUACAGAGGAAAAGGCCAAACAGGACCCAUUGGACAGUAAAAAUGAGACACGAAAAGAUCAAACAAAUUCAAAAAGCAAAACACUGGAAGAGAAAGAAAAGAUUGAGAUCAAACCUAACUUAAAGAGAGGGGUACCGAGCAGCAAAGCGAGCAUCUCACAUGCACCUAACUCCAUGCUUGGGCGAAAGGAUAAAAAGGGCUCUGAGAACUAUAUAAACGAUACUCAGCAUUUACAAGGAAAUUCCAUCCCAGUUAAAGACGAAAACCGUCACAGGUCUUUCUCUAACAAGAUAAUGGCAAAUCAUCGGGAAAAAUCUGACAAACUCGAAGGAAGAGACAAUGCGACAAAUGGCCCAGUAAAAACACGUGUAACGCAAGGUCCAGGAAAUGGCGUAACACAUGCUUCAGGAAGUGGCGUGACGCGUGAUUCAGGAGGCGGCUCAAAAGAUUAUCCGGGAAGAAGCGUGACACGCGAUUCAACUGUUGAUACAAGACAUGAUCCUGGAAGUGGCUCCAUUCGAGAUCCAAACCCCACAUCAUCAGAUCUACUGACCAAGGCAACUAAACGCCAUCAUUCAAAGCAUGUUUCUGAUAAUGAAAUAGUCAAACAUAAAGUAUCCCAUUCUCCUCAACAAGUGAUUGACGCCCAAUACAAGCAACUUAGUAAGCUAAAGCCAAUGUCAAAGCAACCAAACAAGCCUAACUCGGAGAGUGUUCCACUGCCAAAAGAUACUAAAUAUGAGCAUUUCAGCAAGGUGAAGAUGUCACCAAAAUCGCACCAAGAUUUUCAGGCCUCACGGAAAACCAAAGAGGAACGGCCACCUAGCACCUCGAGGUCGGAAGAUCACCAAGCAGCUAUCAAAGAAAUCUCAGGAAUUGACGAAAACUCUCCGUCCAUGAAAAUAAAAAGCAAUUUAUCUGAGGGUGACCAAAGUCCAAAGAAAGAGGACGAAAAGUCAACGAAACCUAAUCCAGUAAUUGAUGACAAAUUGACGUCCAGUAAACUAAAGAAUAGUUCUUCUGGAAGGGAACAAACUCCUGCAGAGGUGGACAAACAAUCAUCGAAAUCUCACCAAGUUGAAGUCUUAACGUCUCGCACUCCUCCCACUUCUCUUCUGACGACUUCAAACGACGAUAACACAUACAGCAUUAAACAGAUUGUGCAAGGACCAAGGGGCUCGAGUUAUGUUUACGGAAUCCACAACGAUGAUAAAGUUCAUAAUUUGGAGAAAAAGGUUUCGAGGCUGGAGAGCGAGGUUACAGUUUUGGAGACAGCGAUGGCAGACUUGGCGAAGCGCCUGCUGGUCGUAGAACAAAAGUCAGAAGUCCCUCAGCCAACAAUGCCGACCAUUAUCCACUCUUCCAUAAAAUCCGAGCCUGAAGAGAAGCAUCCAGCUCACAACCAGCAAACUAAUGUCUACAUUUCAAAAGACGAGGCUCCAAAACUACCAAAUCCCGAAAAGAUUGUCAUACCAAUUUCAUCUCUGUUCCCCGAAAGAUCAGGGCACGUAAGCAAACCUUCUCAUUUCAUUCAUGAGGAACAAGAAACCAAAGUUGACACUCACCUCGAGAAUGAAGAGCAGGUGAAGCCUCAAGAUAGUGCUCGGCUAAGUUUGCGUGGAGGGGCUCAAUCAUCGCCCUCCUCCGAGGCCCACGCGGUGGUGCGCCCCAUAGUGAACAUCAUAGUACCAAACAACAGAGCAGACUUGUUCCCUGAUGGAGUUUCACCAGCAUGCAUUCCAAGAUGUCAAAAUGGCGGAAGGUGCUUAGAAGGGAACUCUUGUAGAUGCCCGACCUUUUUCACAGGGGACCAUUGUGAGAGAUUUUCUCUCAAGGAUCUACUGGAGAGCCCUGAUCUCCGGGAGAGACCUUACAGAAAACUCCAACGAAUAGUCGUGUCAGAACCACCAGAUCGUCAGAUACUUGAUGGUACUCUAAACUUAGAUUCAGGCCCUCCAGCUGCUGUCGAAUACAGAGACAUAAGCCAGUAUAGAGACUUAAAUCAAGAUACUUUGCCCGCCAAAGAAUUUGUAGCCAAGCAACAGCGUACAGAGUCUACUUUACCUACCAAUGAUGCAGAAAUAGAUGGCGGUUCAAGAAGAAGACAACUUAUCCUCGAAAUUUAAAAAAAUCCUGUUAGGAUUUGAACUGAAAUUGAUGAUUGCAUCAAUCUGUUAAUCUCUUUGAAUGGUACCGCGGAAAUAUCCUUAGUCAUCACAAUUACUUAUGAGGGAACUCAGGCAAAACCACAGACACCGUCAUCGUCUCUCAUUAAAACUCAAAUCUGCCUUCACGGCGGCUUGCAAGGGAGCUGGCGCCAUUAGAGACAGCGAGACAAAUGCGAGCUAAUUUUGUAAUCGGCGUCACUCUGGUGAUUGCCUUAGUUCCCGAACAAAUAACAUUUUUUUAGAUACCGAAAAAAAAUAUAGUACGAGAAAAAGAGGGUCAUCCUAGCUAAGAUCACGCGAUCAUUCACAGAAAGUUAUAUCGUCUUCCAUUUCAUGUUUUCUUACACUUGGGAGAUCGUUUUACAUAUGAGUAUGAAUAAAUGUAAAUAGCGGUAGUUUGAAAGGUAAGUAGAUUGUAGGAGGAAAAAUGAGGCACUAACACAGUGCAGCGAAAUGCAAUAGGUUUUCUGUCCGCGACAAGCUCGGAUUUUCCUUUUUUUAAAUAUGAAUAUUUGAACCGAAUGAGAAACAACACUAACAUUACAAAAGUACGAAACGGGAUAAAAAAAAAAGCUAUACAAAUAUGAAACUAAAUAAGUACUUUUGACCAUUUUCUGAAGAUGUGAACCCCUGAUAGAGAAGUGUCUAUUCUCAAAUUUGAAAAUAAGAAGGGGCCUAACGUCAUGGGACACGUGCAACGGGUGUGGCCAAUCACAAAAUUUCCAGGUUUGAUGGAGGGUUUGUUAAUGUUUAGUUGCAGGUGUGAUUGCUCAUUGAAGCUACAUCAAAAAACUUUUAGCCAUUUUACGAGGUAUUUUACGAGGCAAGGUACGAGGUUUUGGAAAAACAUGAAAGAAACCAGAAAAAUAUUAGUUUGGUAUGAGAGAAAAACUUUAAAAAGUGAAGGAAAAACCAACGAUAAACGAUGGUGACCAAGGAUGAUGAAGAUUUGCAAUGAUUGCAAAUGAGGAAUUUUAAACUUGAGGCUUAACUUUUGAGUUGCAAAAGCUGCGACGUAACUUCUUCCAGCCCCCUUAUGCGAUCCUAAUGUAAAACAAAUAGAUAAAAAACCAUGUCAGAAGCCCAUUACUUGGGCUCCUGACCAUGUAAAUAUGGCAUUUUGGUACAAGUAGCGUGAUAGUGACCUC
Molecule: messenger RNA, 3432 nt
Organism: Pocillopora verrucosa
Lineage: Eukaryota; Metazoa; Cnidaria; Anthozoa; Scleractinia; Pocilloporidae
Product: microtubule-associated protein futsch
Source: RefSeq, a predicted model, not a curated record